Molecule: messenger RNA, 609 nt
Organism: Microtus ochrogaster (prairie vole)
Lineage: Eukaryota; Metazoa; Chordata; Mammalia; Rodentia; Cricetidae
Product: endogenous retrovirus group K member 113 Pro protein-like
Biological process (GO): proteolysis
Molecular function (GO): aspartic-type endopeptidase activity; nucleic acid binding
Source: RefSeq, a predicted model, not a curated record
AUGGUUGAGUCGCCAAAAGGCAUUACUGCAAUUUCCCCAGGUGACAGGAUAGCCCAACUUGUUAUCUUGCCCAGUCUACAUGACAAACAUCCAGCUAGAGAUAUUAAAAGAGGAGAUAAGGGCUUUGGCUCAACCGGUACAGAUUUAGCAUUUUUAUCUUUGGACUUAGAUCGAAGACCAACUUUACAACUAACUAUUAAUGGAAUUAAGAUCACUGGCCUUUUAGAUACAGGAGCAGACAAGAGCAUUAUAGCCAGUAAAGAUUGGCCACGAGGGUGGCCUAUACAACUGUCAUCGCAUACCCUCCAAGGACUGGGAUAUGCUAAAGCCCCUAAUGUUAGUGCUACCUUGUUAAAUUGGCAAGAUACAGAGGGUCAUUCUGGGGUGAUUCAGCCUUACAUUCUGGAACUUCCAGUUUCAUUAUGGGGAAGAGACCUUAUGAAAGACAUGGGCUUUAAGUUGAGUAAUGACUAUUCAGAAAAGGUGCAAGCCCUGAUGAAAGAUAUGGGCUGUCACCCAGAUUUUGGCUUGGAUAAACAUUUGCAGGGGCGGAAAGAUCCUAUAAUUGCAAAGCCACGAAAACCCAGACAAGGGUUGGGUUUUUCUUAG